AGAAUGGAUGAUGAUGAAUACAAGUGUACUGCUACUUUAUCUUAUCAAUCAAAUCAUGCGCGUGAUGAAAAUGCAUUAACAAAAUAUACCUUUAAUGAUUUACAAGACUUACGUGGACGUGCUCUUUUAAUUGCCAAAAGUCCCGUUAGCACAAAGACAUCAGAUGAUGGUGGUAAAAGUAGCGAAAUCUCUGCUUUCCAUAUGAAUGAAUUUGUUAUUCAAGUUGAUAUGGCACAACAGAUAAUUAACAUGUCUUCGCAGCUUAUAGAGCUUGGCCAUUUUGACUACCGUGAUUUUAAAGUGUCGACAAACUCUACACAAGAAAGCACAGAAUUAUUACAAAGAUUGGCUGAACAUUUACAAGAAUGGAAAGGCAUAGUUAGUGAGGCACAACAUGAAUAUUAUUAUUUGACUUUCUUUCUAGCUAGACAAAUUUUGGCUUUUUAUGAUUAUUUCACGACAAAUAAUGAAACUAAUAAAGAUAAAUGUGCAAUGCUUUUGCGAUUGGUCAAUGACGAAGCAGAGUUACCACCUAUAGUAGACAAACAGAUUGACAGUACAGAUCAUCAUCUUGAUAUUCUUCGUGGAAUUGGGGAAAGGUUAAGUGAGAUAUUUAAUGAGGUUCCGGCGAAAAAACGCCCAAUAACGGCGGACGUUGAACAAAUAAUGUCCGAUGUGGUUCAUCCAGGACAACUAUUCGUCGCUGCAUGUACUGAUAAAUUUAGAGUACCCAAUAUUAUAAUGAGUUUAUAUGCUGUUAACUUAAAUAGAUGUUAUCCAGAAUCAUGGCAAUUACUAAUUUGUAAAGCAUCUACUACGGCAGAAGAGCUAUUAAUUUUCACUAAACGAUGUUUCUUUGCUGAAAAAAAUGGAUAUGGAGAUCAAUUGUUUUGUAUAGCCAAUGUAGAGAAUCUUGAUUUCGAAUUGCAAUAUCAAUUAGUAACACACAUACGUUCUCAUUCUCAACAAGAAAAGCAAUUUAACUUAGCUUUAAUAUGCUGUCGUGAACAUGGCCUGCAUCAUCAUAUACUUGAUCAAUUUUCAGAAUAUGUUCAUAUAACUAAUGGACUUAAUGCAAUUUCAAUGCGAAAUAUAUAUAAGGAAUUGUGCCCGAAUGUAUCCACUGUUUCUUCAGACUUAUCUGGACAAGGAAAGACCGAAUGGAUUAAAGAAUGUAGUUUUAGAAAGAGUCUAAUUCCACGAAGUAUUCUAAUAAGUGAUGGUGUCACUUUUGACAAACUUGUUAGAAAAUUAUCUGAAACUAAAAUCAAGGAUUUUGAAAGCUUGCAUCUUAAUAUUAUGCUGAUAGAUCAUCCUUACGAUGUGAAUAUGUUCUUAUUUGAACUGUUGACGUUUAGAGUGGUAUCAAAUGGAAUUAAUAUUGCAUUUAUCCCAUCAACAACAUUAGUAUUUAUAGAAGUUGCCUCCACCAUGAAUCAGUAUCUGUUAGAUUCAUUACCAAUUACUGGGUAUCUUGCAAAAGAACAUUUAACUUGGAACAUUAAAAACCUCGCAAUUUCUUACAAUUAUAAUAGUCCAAUUCAAAUAGUUGCAAAAUACUUGGAUGCAUAUGAUCAAGAUAUAAUCAAUCAAGAAAAUAUUGAUUUUAUCAUACCUGAGGAUGGUGAGAUGCCACCAAUAUCACAAAACCAUUGUCAAGAACUUUUUCAAAGAUAUUUUUUCAGGAUACAUACCCAAGAUGUUACUUCAUACCGUUUCCUUGAAAUAUUUAUUAAUGUUCUUGCAGAUCAACUAGUAAGAUUAUCAUCAAGUACAUUUUUCCGCGUAGAAACAUUACGUGAGAUGGUAGAAGAUAAAAGUAUUAGAAAAACUUUACUAGAAACAUUAUUAGAUGUUUCAAUUGAUUUUGCAACUCGUUCUGUAGAAUCUAAAGCAGAGCAAUUAAAACAUUUACCAGAUGCAGAAAAAGCAAAUUUGGGCACAAUCAAACAAUGGGAAGAUUCGAAUCAUUUAUUAGUAUUUUUCAUGUCACAAACACCUGAUUCUAUUUGUGCUCUUUAUCGUGACAAAGAAAAGGUGCCAGAUGAUGUGGUAAACUUGUUAAAAAGUCAAUAUGUUGGGAUUGGAAAUCAGGCCAAAGGGAAAGCAAUAGAUAUACUCGAUAAUUUUGAUGAGAUGCAUCCAGAUGAAAUUCUGAAAAAAUUAGAAUGUUUAGCACGUACAACCCUUGAUAAACGCGAAUAUCCACCUUACGCACUCUCUACUGACAACCUUUUAAAAAUGGCGUUGAUUCUUUUGCGAGCUCGUGCCAACGUUCCUGUAGUAUGUUGUGGUGAGGCUGGAUGUGGAAAGACAAGUUUGAUUCAAUUUUUAUCGAUUGUCGUGAACGUUGAAUUUAGAGCUCUUAACUUGCACGCUGGUGUUAGAGAACAAGAAAUACUAGAUUUUAUGUCUGAAGCAGAAAAAAUUGCCGAAACUGGCCAAGUCUGGUUAUUUUUUGAUGAAAUUAAUACUUGCAAUCAUAUCGGAUUGCUUGCCGAUCUAAUAGCACAUAGACAAAUUCAUGGUCAAACAAUUCAUCCUAAUAUAAGGCUUUUUUCUGCAUGUAAUCCAUAUCGUUUACGACAAAAAGGUGAUACACAAGCAGGCCUUUCGGCAAAAAGAUAUGAAGAACAAAGUAAAUUAGCCUACCAAGUUCAUCCACUUCCUGAUCAAAUUAUAGACUAUGUUUGGGAUUAUGGUGUAUUAAAACCAUCCGAUGAAAAAAUUUAUAUCUAUAUAAUGGUUAAUAGGCAUUUAGAAAAACAAUCAAAUUUAUUCCCUGAAUUAUUAGCUGCUUCACAACAAUUUACACGAGAUCAUGAAGGAGUACAUAGCGUUAGUUUACGUGAUGUUAAACGUGCUAUAAUUCUUGUUAAAUACUUUUUAAACAGCUUAAAAAAUCGACCACGACCUCAAAACCAAAGAUACCAGGAUUACCCUUCAAGACAUGGACCGGAACCUAUGGUUCUGUCGUUUAUAUUAGCAUUAAGUCUUUGUUAUCAAGUUCGAAUUUAUGAUCAAGAAUUGCGUGCACAAUACUGUAAAAGAAUGUGUGAAGUGUUUAAUAGGUUUAAACCAAGAUCGAUCAAAACAGAUAUGACACCAGUGCUUUUUAAGAAAAUUAUUAGAGAGGAGCAAGAAAAUUAUAUGACUAGAAUGACAAAACCGCCACAAACUGCAGAAAACGAAGCUCUGCUUGAAAACGUGCUUACAAUGAUUGUUUCAAUAUUUACAAAGAUACCACUAUUUGUUGUUGGAGCACCAGGAGCAUCAAAAUCUCUAGCAAUUCGUUUGGUUAGUCAGAAUCUUCGUGGUGCCGAUUCUGAUGAUCCAUAUUUCAAAACAUUACCACAAAUUUAUGUUAUUCCCUACCAAGGUUCCUCAUCAUCUACUUCAGAUGGAAUAAUAAAAGUUUUCCAAAAAGCAGAAAACUAUCAAAAAACUAAUUCAAAAGAUUUCCCUUUAAAUACUGUUGUUUUGCUUGAUGAAGUUGGGUUGGCUGAAACCAGUCCCUAUAAUCCGUUGAAGGUUUUACAUUCUUUACUUGAACCAAGUUAUCCUCAUGAGCUCCCAAAUGUUUCUGUUAUUGGUAUAAGUAAUUGGAGGUUAGAUAAUUCUAAAUCAAGUAGAGCUUUAUUAAUUCAAAGACCUAAAUUUGAAGAAAAAGAUUUAAUUGAUACGGCAGAGAGAUUAUUUGAAAAGAAAAAAUGGCUAGUCUGGGAUAAUAGAACAACUAAGCUUAAAUCUUUGGCAAGUUCUUAUUUAAGAUAUGAAAAAAAUCAAUCAAUUGAGAAUUUCCAUGGACUUCGUGAUUAUUAUUCCCUAAUUAAAAGUCUUAGCGAUGGAGAGCCUACAAUAGAAUCAACACAAAUGGCACUGGCAAGAAAUUUUGGAGGAAUAAAACAAAUGAAUAACCAAUAUUUAACGCAUUUUAAAGACGUUAUAGAUACUUUCCAUGGAUCAAUAUUAUUCCAUAAUAUAACGAACAACCUAAAACCAAUAUCUGUUGAGGAACUAAUAAAGGCAAAUCUUAAAGACAAAGAUGCAAGGCAUUUAAUGAUUAUUGGGAAAAGUGAUUCUAUCGUUAAUAUCUUGACAUAUAAAUUGAGACAAUGGAGUAAGGAGUUCUCAAAGAUAAAAGAUAAUACAGUUCAAGAGACUACAACUUGGGAUUUAGAACCUGUAGUUAUUUAUGGAAGUCAAUUUCCUGAUGAUUUUGAUGGAGAUUAUCAAUAUGGUGUAUUAAGUCGCAUUAUGAUGUGUGUGGAAGCCGGAAGACCUUUAAUUUUAACGGAUCUUGAAAUUAUAUAUGGAAGUCUUUAUGAUUUAUGGAAUCAGAAUUACAUAACUGUUGGUAAAGAAGGUGAUAUAAAAUAUUACACACGCGUUGCGUUGGGUGCCUAUUCAAAUCCUAUGGUUUGUGUCCAUAAUAACUUCCGCUGUAUCUUGGUGCUUGAUGAGAAAAAAGUAUCACUUGCAGAUCCUCCGCUCUUAAAUCGAUUUGAAAAACAAAAUAUGUCAAUUAAUGAUACUUUAACUGAUGACAUGAAAGUAUUAGUAAAGGAACUUUCUAUAUGGGUUGAACAAAUAUCGAGUAUUAACGCAGAAGAUGGUAUGCCUAAAUCUAGAUUUAAUGAGCAUGACAUGUUUGUUGGAUUUGACGAUGAAGAAACAUUGCAGAGCUUGGUUAUUUACAAUAGCGGUAAUUCUGACUCAGAAAAUAAAGAAAGCAUUUUGUCUAAGUGUAAAGAAUUGUUAGUAGGCAUUGCAACGUCAGAUGGUAUUGUAAGAUCAAAGAAAUCUAUUUUGGCACAUACAAAUAGUGGAGAAGUUCAAAAAUGGUAUAAUUUUUACUUCCAUCAAAAACACGAUGACCUUAACACAUAUAUUCAAUCAUUGCUAGAAAAUUACGAUAAGACUGAAAGUAGUGACGAUAUUGAAAAUGCUGAAAAUAAAAAGCAAGGCUUCCAAAUUAUAAUUAACACAUUUUCCAAUAUCAAUACUGAUAUUACUUCAUGUCUAGGCAAUAUUGCCUGCCAGAUUGACAAGAUUUCAACAUUCAAAUCUGAAGCCCAACUACAAAAUAGAAUCAAACAUUUCUGGCUAGAGUCGGAUAAUGAAAUAUUAAUUCUACAGUGUGACCUAGCAACUGUUAAUUCUGGAUGCAUUAAACUUGCAAAAUUCAUUAUUGAACAAUAUAAACAUGAAUUUUUAUCUUUAAAUAAAACAUCAGAAAAUCCAAAACCGUUUAAACAUGUCUGUAUCAUUCUUCACAUGCGACGGGAAAACGAUGCACCUACUAUAUCAUCAUUCAAUUUCAUGUGUGGUUGGGAUUUAAUUACAAUCGAAACAUUGUCUCCUCAACAACAUCCUCUACACGUUUAUUUGGAUGGAAGCUUAAUUGAUAUGCUUGAGACCACAUAUAAAUUCGAAGAAAUUAUUAAUCAAGAAUUAUUUUGGUGCUUGCUUUGCAUGCGAUUUCAGUCUUCCUCCGAAUCUGUGGAUUAUAUAAAGUUGCUUUUCCAAAAAAUUCCACAUCACAAGACACUAAUUGAUUGUAUAAAAAUCCGAUCACUUGAAUGGCUACAUAACAAUGUGCCCGAAAGUUGGCAGUUGCAAAUUGCAAUGAAUAAAACGAAUCUAUACUUAUAUUCAUCAUUUUCAGUCGCUCUUAAAACAUAUAUCAAUAAUCUUGUUCGAAAACCAAUUGCUAAAUUUCUAUGUGCUUUAGAAAUGGCAUCAGGUCUUUCAGUGCUUUUCAACAAUAAAUAUAUGGAUUGUGAUGAUUUAUACGAUGAUGAAUAUUAUUCGGAUAAAACUGCUUUACUCGAGUUCUGGAAAAAUGGUUGUAUGGAUCCUAAAAUUAUUAAUACAGAGAAUAUGCGGGAACCGCAGCCAGAUGUAUACCCUGUAAGAAAUAAAAAGCUUUAUGUGAAGUUUCCAUUUUCAAUAUACUUUAUGAGGCAGAUUGAUAAAUUCAAGAGAUUAUAUGAAGAAGAUUUAGCAAUGUUGGAAGAAGAUGAAGAAAAUAUAGAUACAGAAACAGGAGAACUCGAAACUUCUGUUAUUGAUGCUUGUACAGAAAGAUUUUCUUCAAACAUUAUAUCUGCAAUUCCAAUAUUAAAAUUGCCACAAUUUUUUGAAAUAGCAGAACCGUAUUUCGAAGAUUUUGUGGAUUUUGUCUCACCAAUAUAUGGAAAUAAUCCUAAUAAUAACUGUGUAUUUUUAUCAUGGAUUAUUUCUCAUCAUAUGGGUCAAAAAAUACCAAAUCCUAUUAAACUUCAUAUGUAUUGGUGGAAAAAUGCCGAAUUUGCACUAGCUGAAUUACAACUGUCACUGUUGUGUCCGAUAGUCAUAGAGGAAAUGCUUGACUUAGGAUUUGAUGAAAGCAGAGAAUUGAAUUUUGAAGAACACUUAUUAGACCAAAUUUCAAAGAUGAUGAUAGGAAAACUUUAUAAAAUUGAUAUGAACAAUGUUAAAAAUGAACUUUUAGCUUGGCAACAUGAUGUUGUAAAUAUAAUAUCAUUAUCGACAAAAUUGCCAAAUUCCUUUGAUAGUCCAGCAAUGCAUAGACUUCGAAUAUAUAAUGAUCUUUCAAAAUCUUUUGAUUUGCCUCAGCUUUUAGAACUUCAAGAACUUGAAGACGAAAAUAAU
This is a messenger RNA of Racocetra persica, 6657 nucleotides long. The record is from the annotation of a GenBank genome assembly. Lineage: Eukaryota; Fungi; Glomeromycota; Glomeromycetes; Diversisporales; Gigasporaceae.